This is a messenger RNA of Phragmites australis (common reed), 715 nucleotides long. RefSeq lists its product as uncharacterized. NCBI's taxonomy places the organism in Eukaryota, Viridiplantae, Streptophyta, Magnoliopsida, Poales, Poaceae. The record is from RefSeq and is a predicted model, not a curated record. The coding region runs from base 133 to 420 and encodes 95 amino acids. The transcript has 2 exons.
CGGCCCGCCUCAUACCUCCCGGGUGUAGCCAGCCAGCAAGAAUCGAGCGUUCACACCUGACCCUGGUGCUGCCGGACGUGGGCCCACCUUGUCAGCUAGCCAGCCGGCGUAGCAGCAGGAGCGGGAGGAGAUAUGAAGUGGGGUCUGGCCGCCGCCGUCGCGUCCGCCGCGGCCGUCGCUGCGGCGUCGGGCGCCGAACUCCUCGCCUGCGACUGCGACGCCCCUGGGCCGCAGGCCGCCGCCGCCGCCGCCGUCGGGCGGUGCGACGGGUUGCUUUCCCGGCACCACGACGAGGACCACGAGGGGUCGGCGUCCUCAGCGUCGAGGGGAAACGGUAACCGCGGCAUCGGCGGGGACAGGUUCGCGCCACGGUUCGACGGGCUGCGCUUCAUCGAGACACUCGUCACGGCGCACCGCUGAAAACAACGAGCCGCCGCGAGGCUGGCUGGCUAUCUUCGGAGGAUGGCAAUUCACGCCAUGAUUCGGCGAUCUGUUGGUGGCACGUAGGCCACCGAGUUUUGUUAGGACAAUUCAGGCUUCGAUCUUCGUCUUCCUUCUCUCUUUUUCCCCCCUUCGGUGUUGUCUCGUUCUUGUUGGUGAUGGUGAUGAUUGUUGAGAGGAUUAAGACUCUAAGCGGUAUGUAAAAUUUGAGCAUUUACUCUGGUUGUUAUGUUUCACAAUUGUUGAAGAGCUGAUUUGUUUUCUUGGACAAGCA